This is a messenger RNA of Ixodes scapularis (black-legged tick), 3566 nucleotides long. It is a transcript of the gene tam, whose product is annotated as DNA polymerase subunit gamma-1. Bases 89 to 3412 code for a protein of 1107 amino acids. The transcript has a single exon. Gene Ontology annotation, cellular component: gamma DNA polymerase complex; mitochondrion. The record is from RefSeq and is a predicted model, not a curated record. Gene Ontology annotation, biological process: mitochondrial DNA replication. Gene Ontology annotation, molecular function: DNA-directed DNA polymerase activity; DNA binding; 3'-5' exonuclease activity. Lineage: Eukaryota; Metazoa; Arthropoda; Arachnida; Ixodida; Ixodidae.
GAAUCAACGAACACACCAAAUGGAAACCGAAACGGCGGUACAUGGCGCUUUGUUUUGAUCCGGUGUUUAGCGGUUUACAACGUUUACGAUGCUCCGUGAGCUUCAGUCUCAGCUCUGUCGUCGCUCUCGCAAGCUAGUUAAUGUGCCUAACUGCCUUCGAAAUGCCGUCUCUUCGUCGAAAGCAGCUGUCGCCGGUGGGAAACUGGACAACGGCGCCGCACGUUUCAAUCCGAUCGGGAUUCAAAUGCUUUCCGGCGAUUUGCACCGACAGGUUUUCGGAGAUGCUGUCGUGGAAGUGGAUCCCCAAGCCGUGGAACGCGGCGUGAAGCACCUGAAAGCGCAGCAACUUUGGGGCCACGAGACGACCGCGCUACCCGACGUGAGCUUCGCACUACCCGAGCUUCUCGGCUCCGACCUUGAAGAGCAUUUCACGAACCUCGGACAUCGCUACGCGCGGCCUUACAGACAAGCCGCCGAAAGCUUGAGCGCGGUCAAGUUGCCGCCUCUUCCGCGGGAGUGGAACUGGGCCCCUGGUUGGACCAAGUACGGGAACGACGGAAGGACGGAGAGGGUCGACUGUCCCGACGACGAAGCGCUCGUGUUCGACGUCGAGGUCUGCGUUAAGGAAGGACACUUCCCGACUCUGGCGACCGCGGCUUCGAAGGACAGCUGGUACUCGUGGUGCAGCGCCCAGCUGACCAAAGAACAGUUCAAGUGGAAGGAAAGGGUGAACAUCGGGGACCUGAUUCCCCUGGAGGCGCGGACUGGACCAGAGUCGGUGCCGAGGGUGGUCGUUGGACACAACGUUGGCUUCGACAGGUCCUUCCUGCGGGAGCAAUACUUCAUUCAGGGCAGCCAGCUUCGCUUCCUGGACACGCUGUCGUUGCACGUGUGCGUUUCCGGCCUCACGGGUCUUCAGCGGGCUCUGUCCAUGGCUAACAAGUCUGAGAAGGCAGCCAAGGGCCCUCCUCCAGAGAUGUGGCAGGAUCUCAGUUCUCUCAACAACCUCGGGGACGUCUACGCUCUGUACUCCGGGGGCAAGGUGCUCAAGAAAGAAGCGAGAGACACCUUCUUGAACGGAAGCCUUGGCGACAUAGCCGCCGACUUUCAAGGACUGAUGACAUACUGUGCCAACGACGUCCUUGCCACGCACGAGGUCUUAAGCAAGCUUCUUCCACUCUACUUUGAACGGUUUCCACACCCGAUUUCAUUUGCCGGCAUGUUGGAGAUGUCCACGGCUUACCUUCCUGUGAACCAGAACUGGGAACGCUACUUGAGCGAUGCGGAAGCCGUGUAUCAGGACGUUCAGCAAGAGUUGAAGCAGACGUUGGCUGGCAUUGCCAACUCGGCCUGCCGGUUGUUGCACGGCAACGCUUACAAGAGAGACCCAUGGCUCUGGGACCUCGACUGGUCUGUGCAGAACAUGAGGUGUAAGAAGUCUGCAGCCAACAAGUGUGCAGUCAAGGGGCAUACUGUCGUCGAGACGCAAACUGAUAAAGGAGACCUCGAACGAGGGCUUGAAGAAGAGGUCAAAGACAUUCUCAAGACAUCUGAGGCCUUGUACAAGACACAGCCAUUUCUUUCUGGGUACCCAGCGUGGUACAGAGAUUUCUGUGUUAAGCCACCGGAUGACGAAGAUUCAGAUUGGGAACCGGGUCCAAGCGUUAUUAGUACGCAAAUGCGUUCAGUUCCAAAACUGCUUCGCCUGAAGUGGGAUGGGUAUCCACUUCAUUUUGACAUGAAGCAGGGCUGGGGAUACCUGGUUCCCCGAGAGCAAAAAGAUGGAACUGUUGUUGUACCUUCUCUCGCUGAAGACUCCGAGGCCAAGGGUGAUGAAAAACCAAAGUUUCCCCUUCCUGAAUUCUUGAAAGCAUGUGGCUAUGAGGAUGUUAAGGAUGACCUGGGGCCUAAAGACACAGGCUUGCAAUGGCAACAGCUGGGCAACAUUCCAGAAGAGGGCGAAGCAAAAUUGUGGCGGAAGGUUUUGGGGAAUCGCACCCGUCCUCCGCAAGUCAAGGAAAACUUGGAUAUGGAUGUCGACAUUGAUGGCUGCUAUUUCUUCAGGCUUCCACACAAGGAUGGCCCUCACAAGCGUGUAGGCAAUCCACUUGCCAAAGACUUCUUGACAAAAGUGACGGAUGGCAUUCUUCAGGCAGGUGACAACCCGCAAGCAAAUCGUGUACUUUUGCUAAGCAAGAUAAUUUCCUACUGGAAGAAUGCUCGAGACCGUAUUGCAUCUCAGAUGGUCGUCUGGUUCACCAAGAGUGACCUUCCAGAAAUAAUUCAUGACCGGGACAGCUCCGACUACGGCGUGAUCUUACCUAGACUUAUCCCCGCCGGAACUGUAACCCGGAGAGCAGUUGAACCAACGUGGUUGACAGCCAGCAAUGCCUACAAAGACCGAGUGGGCAGCGAACUCAAGUCCAUGGUUCAAGCUCCCAAAGGCUACCACAUUGUCGGGGCGGAUGUGGAUUCUCAGGAACUCUGGAUAGCAUCUAUUCUGGCCGACGCCCACUUUGCAGAAAUGCAUGGCUGCACUGCUAUUGGCUGGAUGACACUCCAGGGAAACAAAGCAGUGGGUACGGAUAUGCACAGUCGCACUGCCACGUCUGUCGGCAUCAGCAGGGACCAGGCCAAGGUCAUCAACUAUGCCAGGAUCUACGGCGCGGGGCAACCGUUUGCUCAGCGACUCCUGAUGCAGUUCAACCACAGACUCGAUGCCCAGGAGGCCUCCACGAAGGCAAAGAAGAUGUAUGCUCAGACCAAGGGAGUCAGGGUGGCUGUACCCGAAGUGGUUGAGGGCCAACAGGUUUUUGUCCGUGGCAAGCGCAAGGUCUGGGAGGGCGGGAGUGAGUCUCACAUGUUCAACAAGUUGGAGGCCAUCGCCGAUUCUGAGGAGCCCAGGACACCAGUUCUGGGCUGCCGCAUCAGCCGCGCUCUGGAACCGGCCGCUGUCGACACAAACUUUUUCAACAGCCGCAUUAACUGGGUCGUGCAGAGCUCGGCGGUAGACUACCUUCACCUCAUGCUGAUCACCAUGCGCUGGCUUAUGGAUGACUAUGCAAUUCAAGGCCGCUUUGCGGUUAGCAUCCACGACGAGGUCCGAUUUUUGGUCGCUUCUGAAGACCGUUACAGGGCAGCCCUCGCUUUGCAGGUGACGAACCUGCUAACUCGUGCCUUCUUUGCUUGGAAGCUCGGCAUGAGGGACUUACCGCAGAGUGUGGCGUUCUUCAGCAGUGUGGAGGUGGACACCGUCUUGAGAAAAGAAGUGGACAUGGAUUGUGUGACACCUUCCAAUCCACACGGACUCAAGAAAGGGUAUGGAAUUCCGGCAGGGGAGGCUUUGGACAUAUAUGCUGUCUUGGAGAAGACGGAAGGGGGCCGACUAGGCCCACCAGAAAAGGCAUCCUGAGUACUGUCCGUCCUUUUGGGGCAUGUGUCAGUUGUCUGUGCUAGUCAAGAAGUGUUGAUUUCCAUUGUAAUUUUGCAGGAACCAGUAGGCCAUCUGAGCGACUUUCUUGGGUCGAAAACCCUGCCGUGCUUGUAAAACUAUUUAUCCUCCCUUG